UUUUGAGUUCAGUUAAGCUAGUUAAUAAAAACAAUGAGCAUAAAGAUAUUCUUACCUACGGAAUACUUUUAUCAAAAACGUACCUGUCAUUUAUACGGCCAGUUGCACAUUAGCGAAGACAAUGUCAUCGUGUACUACGUGAUUGAUGCAGACAGCAAUAAGUUUGAGCUGGACACAUAUAAAAUGCGUUUCCUGGGAUCAAUCCUUUGUAACGACUCCUAUAAAGAUAGGAAUUAUUGUCGUUCGCAUGACAUGAGCUUAUGCUUCACCUACACAAACGAUUCGCCAAACAUUGCGCUUAUGUUCACUGCCAUUACACCUGACCACCUCAAUCAAAUUAAAUUAGUUCUUUAUGAUAAACAAACGCUACUAAGUCUUGUUAUCAAAGAGCAAACCCCUAUUAGCCAGUGGACAAGGGAAAGUCAUGUUAAUGACGAAUGCGAUUUCUAUAUGUUAGCCCAGUUGGUGCAACCCAAACCAGAUCCAUUACGAAAAUCAAAAGAUAUCUGGUUUUAUAGCAAUCAGUUUUUAUAUUUGUUUGCAAACAUUCCCAUGCAAUUAUUUAAACAUAUUGUUGGGAACACAUUUGUAAAUAGCAUUAUAACCCAUACAGUCAUUUAUACGCAUUAUAAGGAAUGGCAAACUAUAUACGCAACAGGUUCUAGGCUGACAAAUAUCAUGGUAGAUCGAGCAAUGGGUAUCAUACUAAUGUUGAUAUUGUUUACACUUGUCUCGCAUCCAGGAGAUUUUCUAAUACAAAUCUCCCAUAUUAUCAUACAACAGCUAUAUAGCUUGCUGAAAGUUUUGGAGGGUAGUCCCAUUGGUUUAAAGCUCAACAUACAUCUUAACAAUUUUUUCCUUGAUUGCUUUAAAUAUCACAUUGAACUGUGGUCAACGUUUUUGGAUUUAAUUGAACCAAUUGUACGUCAGGUGUUUCUUGCAAUUGGAGCUUUUGGAUGUUUAGGGUUUACGUAUCAAAUUGCACUGCUUGCGGAUCUAAUUUCAAUUGUUGGGUUACAUGCUCAUUGUUUUUAUGUUUAUACCAAAGUUUUAAAUAAUGUAGAAGUUAAGGGACUCACAGUAUUAUGGCAAGUGGUACGAGGCAAUCGCUAUAACAUCUUGAGAAAUAGAAUUGAAGCACACAACUAUAUGAAUCGCCAGCUAUAUCUGGCAACUAUAUUCUUUUCUGCAAUACUCUUUCUUUUUCCAACUACUCUUGUCUACUAUGUUGUAUUUGCAACCUUAAAAGCUCUGACCUGCGCAACUUUGGCAAUACUAGAGGGGUUUCGUCGCAAGCUUUUGAAUUUGCCGAUCGAAGUUUUCCUUAAGUAUAUAAAAAGAGGAUUUUAUGAUAUUGAUUGCCUAAGAGUGCUGGACAUCCCACUUCAAAAACAAUUAUUUUUUACUUAUCGAAAUUCUAAAAUAUUAAUUUUUGUAUAUAAACUUCAUGUUUGAAUAAAAAA
Molecule: messenger RNA, 1463 nt
Organism: Drosophila arizonae
Lineage: Eukaryota; Metazoa; Arthropoda; Insecta; Diptera; Drosophilidae
Gene: PIG-Q
Product: phosphatidylinositol glycan anchor biosynthesis class Q
Biological process (GO): GPI anchor biosynthetic process
Cellular component (GO): membrane; endoplasmic reticulum
Source: RefSeq, a predicted model, not a curated record